Molecule: messenger RNA, 989 nt
Organism: Mangifera indica (mango)
Lineage: Eukaryota; Viridiplantae; Streptophyta; Magnoliopsida; Sapindales; Anacardiaceae
Product: nudix hydrolase 18, mitochondrial-like
Exons: 5
Coding region: 126-677 (183 amino acids)
Cellular component (GO): nucleus; cytoplasm
Molecular function (GO): pyrophosphatase activity
Source: RefSeq, a predicted model, not a curated record
CCAUCUUGUCCUUCCUUCCUUCAAUUAUUAAAGGGAGCAGCUCUUCUUUCAUUACACCACAACCGAACUUAACUGCUUUUUUCCUUUCUCCCAUCUGGCUAUUUCAUAACAAAACAAAACAGAACAUGGUGGCUUUAGUUGCUAAAGAACCAACCGUUCCUUUGGUUUCCCGGACUGGACGACAUUUACAGCGUUAUUGUCAGACGGGACUUCGCCAAGUUGUCGGAUGUAUACCAUAUAGAUUAAAGGAAAUCAAGCAACAAACUGAGUUUGAAAUUGACGAGGAAGAUAUAGAAGUUCUUCUUAUCAGUUCACAGAAGGGCAAAGGGAUGCUCUUUCCUAAGGGAGGUUGGGAAACUGAUGAAUCUAAAGAACAAGCUGCUUCAAGAGAAACUGUGGAGGAAGCCGGGGUAACUGGACUGGUAGAGCGAGAAUUGGGCACAUGGAAAUUCAAGAGCAAAUCACAUGACACUUAUUAUGAAGGCAUCAUGUUUUCGUUACUUGUAAAGGAGCAAUUAGAAAUCUGGCCAGAGAAAAAUGUCCGAAAGAGAACUUGGAUGAGUGUGGCAGAAGCCCGAAAAGCUUGUCAAUAUUUGUGGAUGAAGGAGGCAUUGGAUAGAUUAGUAGAGCAACGACAACAGAGAGAUGAGGAAAAACUGGUACAUCAUUCUUUGUAGCUAAUCAAGAAAUCUCUGAAUGUUGUUGAAGAGGAAGAGACUGCAGUUAGGGCCGAUCAACUUUAGCUGGAGUUGUGGGAAAGUUUAGAAAUACUUACAAUCUUGUUUGACUCUCUUGGAAGUGUAAUCCUGGAAUGUGUUAGUGGGUAAGUGGGAAUUGUAUGUCGACAAUGUUUGUUAAUAAAGAAGUGAAGUUUGAUUUGAGAAACCCAACUAUUGUUGUUUGUACGGUGAAACAGAAAAUGAAUGUAUUGUCAUGAACCUUGAGCUCUGCCUCACAGAGAAAGAAAAUUAGCAGUGCUAAUUGAUGUA